Messenger RNA from Aureobasidium namibiae CBS 147.97, 2439 nucleotides. RefSeq lists its product as uncharacterized. Gene Ontology annotation, cellular component: chromatin. Gene Ontology annotation, molecular function: RNA polymerase II cis-regulatory region sequence-specific DNA binding; DNA-binding transcription factor activity, RNA polymerase II-specific; zinc ion binding. The coding region runs from base 1 to 2439 and encodes 812 amino acids. Gene Ontology annotation, biological process: DNA-templated transcription; regulation of transcription by RNA polymerase II. The transcript has 5 exons. The record is from RefSeq and is a predicted model, not a curated record. NCBI's taxonomy places the organism in Eukaryota, Fungi, Ascomycota, Dothideomycetes, Dothideales, Saccotheciaceae.
AUGUCAAAUGCCCCCGAACCUCAAGUCUCCACGAACAAGCGUCGCAGGGUCGAUGGCUCAAUCGGGGGUGCUAACGUACGUCUGUGUUCCCAUUGCGGCCGAACGUUCAAGCGAACCGAGCAUUUGUCGCGACAUGUGCGAACUCAUACCAAGGAAAAGCCUUUCUCAUGCAACUGUGGUGCUUCGUUCGGACGUCGAGAUCUACUCACGAGACAUCAGAGAGUGAGUGGACAUGACCCGUCCCACGCUCCGCACGACACUUCGGCUGCCAUCAACACUGUUCAGCAAGCGCAGAGUGAGGGCAGUCAUUCUAACGACUCCAACACUAUUGUUGUUGAGUCGCUCAAUCCGAGAGAUGCCUCAAGGAAGCUUUCGCAACCUCAUACAGCAACACCAAUCGAUCAAGCUGCGUUUGUGUCAAACGACGACCAGUCACAGAACCUGGCACAACCCAGAUAUUACAGUGCUGCAACAAUCCCGACCCCCUUACCAGGUAUCAACGAUAUAAUGGACCCCUGCGAUCCUGUCUCGUCGUUGGACUUGUCAGGUAUUGAUCCCGACAUUCCUUUUCGCGAUUUUGCCAGCUUUCUCGAUGGCGUCGGGUUGUGCGUAGACUGGAGUCCAAUCCUCGAGAGACUCGAAGAACCUGCUACCAUCAAGGAGAUUGCUCGGCCUACGUCUUCGAAUAUCGAUGUGCGGGCGAGAGCGGGGUCACCGUUUAGUUCGUGGCUCCCAUCUGCCCCUACCAAGGACAGAACGACAGACGGCGUGUGUAACAUAUCGAAUCCUCGCGUGAUUGAUUCUGAAGCCAGACGUUUUGACGUGACCGAAGAGCAACGCAUCAGACUUGAACACGCCAUUGGCUUGUCGCUGCACAUCGUUGAUCCAACGUUCCGAUUACCAUCUCGCCAUUCGCUCACCAGAUAUAUCAAAUCUUUCUUUGGUGGCUUCCACUUGCAUAUGCCGUUCAUACAUGUACCGACCUGGCGUCUGGAUGACCAUCCUAUCGAAGUGAUACUCGGCAUCGCUGCUAUAGGUGCGCAAUACUGUUUUGAGAAGCGAGCGGCAGAACAAUUAUUCUUUGCUGGGAAGGCUCUUGUCAUGAAAGUCGCAGGAGCAUCCGGAACGCAUGAUGCUCAGCCCUUGUUGUUGGACCCGGCUGGAGGAAAUGAUCAGCAGACUUACGGCAUCCCAACCGUGCCUUCGUCCAUUGAGACUAUCAGGGCUUUGCUGACACUGAUGGGAUAUGCAACAUGGGACCCGAAACCAAAAAUGGUGCACCAAGCUUUCGCUGUCCGCGAAUUGCUUACCCAGUUUCUCAGAAGCGAGGGCUUGCAAGAACUUGGGGUCACACAUCCGAUAACAUCAACAGAAGGCGAAUGGCGCUCCUGGAUCGUUCAAGAAUCUUCUCGGCGCACGAAGAUGGUCGCUUUCUCAUUCCUCCACACGCACAGUAUCGCCUAUGACGUAUACCCACCUCUCCGGAGCAACGAAGUGGGACUUCGUCUACCUUGCUCGACUCUAGAAUGGAACGCUCCUUCAGCCGUGUUGUGGGAUGUCGCAAGAAAGUCGAUAUCGAAACCACAACUGUACUUCAAAGAAGCUCUGUCAUUUCUGCUAGACCACAAGAGUGAGCCCGCGAGACUUGAUCCGAUUCCCACACCUCUGGGAAACUAUGUCUUAUUACACGGAUUGAUACAGAGAAUACACAUUGUCAGAGAUUUGAGUCUGCCAGUCAUGAGCGAUAUGGCAGCUCUCCCGCCCGAGGAAGUUGAGAAGCUUGAACGCGGUCUUCGGUGCUGGACAUCUGGUUGGCAACAAGCGCCAGAAUCUUCGCUCGACCCAAACAAUGAGAAUGGUCCGAUACCUUUCACAUCCAGUUCUCUGCUCGCCCUGGCCUACGCCCGUAUCUAUCUGAACCUCGGGCCAUACCGUCAACUUCACACGCGAGACCCGCAGCGUAUCGCCAGAGCUCUAGCAGGGUGUCCAGAGAUUGACCGCAGCGAAGGUGUAAUUGCAGCGCUGCUCUAUGCUACACACAUGCUUGGCAUACCCGUCAGACUCGGCGUUGAUCGAGUCGCAAAGAGUCAAGCGUUUUUCUGGAGUGUCAGGCACUCAUUGGCCAGUCUGGAUUGUGCUAUACUUCUGAGUAAAUGGCUGCUCAACCUGACGCGUACUGCAACGACAAAUCCGCUUAAUGAUAGCGAAGAACGAAUCUGGUACUGGGUCAAGUGCAUUGUUGAAGAAGCAUAUGCAGUUGUUGACUUUGACGAAGAUAAACCGGAAGUCCUGGAUACUUCCAGCUCUGCUGGUCUGGCUCUUGCCGUGCUGAAGAUCUGGGCGCACUUCUUCGAGAGCAAUUCGCAAUGGCCAUUCAUAAACAUCAUCGGUCAAGGACUGGCUAUUUAUCGUGCCAUGUUGGUCCAGGCGAAUGUUUGA